UUUCCGGUGGUUGUGUUUGGUGUGGCUCGGCUCGGCUCGGCUCAGAACAGACCAGCAGUGUAUCAGCUGUAGUGAACCCGUGUGUGUGAGUGUGUGUGUGUGUGACCGCGGAGGAAAGAUGGCGGCCCCUGCUCUCUCCAGUCGGGCUGGCUCGGCGGGCAGCCUCGGGAACAGCCCCACCAUGGCCGCCGGGAGGCUCCCGCACAGCGGCGGCGGCGGCGGCGGAGGAGGCGUCGGGCCCGAGCUGGACUUCAGGUCGGCGGCCCGCAUGGAGGACCUGAACCGGCUCAUCCAGGAGUUCAGUAAGCACGACCAGCGGGAGUACGACGACCAGCGGGCUCUGGAGAUCCACACGGCCAAGGACUUCAUCUUCUCCAUGCUGGGAAUGGUUCAGAAGUUGGACCAGAAGCUCCCGGUGGCCAACGAGUACCUCCUCCUGUCGGGAGGCGUUCGGGAGGGUGUGGUGGACAUGGACCUGGAUGAGCUAAGCGUCUACGCCCGUGGCACAGAUUACGACAUGGACUUCACCCUGCUGGUCCCAGCGCUGAAACUCCACGACCGCAACCAGCCGGUGACCCUGGACAUGAGGCACUCGGCUCUGGGCCACUCCUGGCUCAGCCUCCGCCUCUUUGACGAAGGAACCAUCAACAAGUGGAAGGACUGCUGCACCAUCGUCGACCACAUCAACGGGACCACCAACUACUUCUUCUCUCCAACACUGGUGGCUGACUGGUUCUACCAGUCCAUCUCCCUGGUGCUGCUGGAGGUGCAGAAGAAGCCUCAGAGAGGGAUGCCGAAAGUGGAGAAGGUGGAGAGGAAUGGCACCAUCAUCUCCGUCAUCCUGGGCGUCGGGAGCAGCCGUAUGCUCUACGACAUCGUCCCCGUGGUGUCGUUCAAAGGCUGGCCGGCUGUUGCUCAGAGCUGGCUGAUGGAGAAUCACUUCUGGGAUGGGAAGAUCACGGAGGAGGAGGUGAUCAGCGGCUUCUACCUCGUCCCUGCCUGCUCCUACAAAGGCCGCAAGGAGAACGAGUGGCGCCUGUCGUUCGCUCGCAGCGAGGUGCAGCUGAAGAAGUGCAUCUCAUCCAGCCUGAUGCAGGCGUAUCAGGCCUGUAAAGCCAUCAUCAUCAAGCUGCUGUCUCGCCCCAAAGCCAUCAGUCCCUACCACCUCCGCAGCAUCAUGCUGUGGGCCUGCGACCGUCUCCCUGCCAACUACCUGGGCCAGGAUGACUUCUCCGCCCACUUCCUGUUGGGCCUGAUCGACGACCUGCAGCACUGCCUCGUCAACAAGAUGUGUCCUAAUUACUUUAUUCCCCAGUGCAACAUGUUGGAGCACCUGUCGGACGAAACAGCCAUGCUGCACGCCCGCAAACUCUGCUCGGUGCGUUCCGACCCGGCCGAGCACCUCCGCACCACCAUCGAGCACGCCAAGGCCGCCAACAGGCUGACGGUGGAACUGCAGUGGCGAGGCAGUGCUAACAACCUGCCGUCGCCGCAGUCAGAUGCCGGCGGAGAGAACCAGCCAGACGACCGGCUGGCCAAGAAGCUUCAGCAGCUGGUCACAGAGAAUCCUGGGAAGUCCAUCUCGGUCUUCAUCAACCCAGACGACGUCACACGACCGCACUUCCGCAUCGACGACAAGUUCUUCUGAGACGGAGAAACAUUCUCCCAGACCUCUUCCUCCUCUGUCUCUCUGCCUUCCUCCUCCUCGCCUGGUGCCCUGCCUCCUCUGAAACUUUAUUUUUUACAUUUUUUAUGUUUCUCUGCCACAGAGUGAAGUGAGGUGAUCGUCUAGUAGUGUCUGCCACAAUUUUUUAAUUUUUUAAUUUUUAUUUUUCUAUUCCCCUUCCCCUCUUCCCUCCUCUUUCACUGUGUGCCCUGUGUUUUUUACCUGCUGAAUGCCUUUUAAAUAGACAGCUGAAUAGCAGCAGGUUGUUUUUAAAGAUGAAGGACGAGGCGAUAAUCCACCUUUACGACGGAACUGCUGUUCCAAUGUUUCGGUAGUUUGAUUAUCAGGGAUCCUGGAAAUGAGACGAAACCAACAACUCCUGAAAACGUCACAGAUGCAUGAUUAAAGUAAACUUCACUGAUCAAGUUACAGGUCAGACAUGAAGCCUGUUUAUCAGGUAACAUGAAGGUAACGUUUUCACUUUAUAAUUUGUGGCCAGUCAUUGCCAUGAAAACUCAGAUUACAUAUUAUGUGAAGCUGGAGCUGAUAAAAGACAUGCAAAAAUACUCAGUAGAAGAUUAAAUGUUUGAGCAAAGUUGUUACAAACUUUUGAUCGCAGAAAUUCAGUUUCAUAUCUUAUAAUUUUGAUUUUCUCACUAUGGAAGCUCAUCAUGCGACCCUGUGUCACAUGAUGAGGACAUUAGAUUUUGGGUUUGCUGCACCUUACACUUCAUUCUGCUGAACUCAGACCUGUUGUUCUCGUUUGUGGACAUUUUUUGUGCCAUCUAGUGGUCGCAAAAGCACAAUACACUAAUCCAUGUAAAAACAAGAUGACGGUCAUCUCUGCCAAGUCAGUCUGCAGCCGAUCCCGACACAAAAGUGGACAAGGUCCAAAACGAUCAGAUGUUAUGGUUGAAACUUUUCUAAUUCUGAUUAAUAAUGUACAAACAUGAUCAAUUUUAGCAGCACUACCAAGUUAAGGCAUUAGAAAGUACUUAUUUGAGGACACUGGGGCUUUAUCGUAUCAUCGCAGCAUUUCACACAGGCUAAUCGGGUGUUCCAGACUGUUCCUGCAGACACAAAGGGCAUUCCUAGCUUGAAGAAUGGAGCGUAGAAAAUUUAUACAGAGUUACUAAAGGCUUAAAAAUAUGUUGCAUUCUUUGGACCCUCUGGAAACUGACGUUAUUAUUAUUUUUCUCUUAAAUUAAUUGUAUUUUUUAAGGAGCUUAAGGUGUUUGAAAACCUACGCCACUUUGCACACUGAACACAGAACUGACUAAAAAAUUCAAUAUUUCAUGGGUCUCUUGUUAAAGUGUGACAAAAUGGCAAAAUACGUUUCAGUUUCAUGUAUGAAAUUUGGUGUGCACGUGUAUCAUGUAAAGAUGUGCAAAAAAGUCGCUGGAGCCAAACCCCUAACCCAACAGGAAGUCAGCCAUUUUGAAUUUACUGUUAAAUUUUGUGCAUUUUGGCCAUUUCCAGGGGUCUUAUUUUAAAGAUCUCCAAGAGAUUUGAUCUGAUCGACUUCAAAAGAUGAAGAUCUUCGACAUCAAAAGUUGUCAAAAGCUUGACUUUCCAUGAAACUGUGUGACCGUGGCGGGGCACCAAAUUUCCAUGUUUGGCCAUGAAACAGUAAAUGGUUUGUAACUCCAAGGCAAGUGGUCCAAUCCGCCCCAAACAUCACAUGCCACCACCUGGCGACAGAAAAUAACAUGUUUUAUACUUGGAUGUACUUCUCCAAGCAGGUUGGCCAGGUCCACCUCAAAUUUCUUUUGAAAAGUCUCUAGAGCUUGAUGAUGCUUUCUGGUGAAAAUCGCGACUUUCCAUCACACGCCAUUGCCGUGGCGUGGUGGACAUUUUGCACUUUUCGCUAUAAAACGGGAAGUUGUUGUAACUUGAGCAUACAUUGUCCAGUCUGCUCCAGAUUUGUCAUGCCCAAUAAGAGACCUGGCCUCAUGACAUCUAUUUGCUGAAAAGGAGCUAUAGUCAUAGUGCCACCUCCUGGCAACAGGAAAUGACAAGUUUGAUUCUUAGAUUUACUGAUAAACUGAGUGUACAGCCAAUCUGCCCCAAAUUUUACAUGUUUGAUAAGACUCUUGGCCUGAUGACAUUAACCUGCUAAAUAGGUGUUUUAGUCACUGAGUCACCUGCUGGCAACAGGAAGUAAGACUUAUAUGUAUGUGACUAUUACAAAUUAACCCAUUGUCCCCAUAUAAGGACUUUUUUUUCAAAAACUACUGUCUGUUCAAACACAGCGCUUAGUUUUUUAUUCGCAUCAGGACUUGAUAAUCACAAAUAGCUCGGAGAAAUUAAAAAUGCAUACCAAACAAAAGCUCGACUCCCAGGGGGUCAAAAACUUUGCUUUUCCUCACAUGAUUAUAACUUAUGUGAUAAUUGCUUUAAUGAACUAAAUUAGGAGACUUUCUUAUAAGAUACAUUACGUUUCAUGAAGUAUUGUCCCAUAUACAAGCCCAUUAUUGUUGUCUUAAUUAUGAAAUACCCGGCCAGAGUGAUGAGAAAGGUUCCCUCAAAAUUAAAUAUCUCUGAUGACUCUCUGAGUAUCUCUGUCAUAAAUGUGCACCUGAUACAAAGUCUUAACUAAAAGAUGUUAUAUAAUAUUAUGCGCAAGCCCAUUAUUGUAAUCAUAAUAAUUCAGUAGACUCAUAUCAUAAUUUAUCUGUACUCAUUUCUCAUAAUUAAGUAAAGUAAAAACUCUCUUGUAGUAAUGAGAAGGUUUUUUAGAGACAUGAGAGAGUGUCAUAAUAAAGGGCUAGUUUCUCAGAUACAAAGUCAGAAUUAGGAGAUUUUUUUAUAAAAAGAUUUAAAAUGGAAACAAGCUAAACGCUGAUCUUUUUUGUUGUUGUUUUGACACAAAUUUAUGAAACGUCUGAAACUCACUUUGUUCUUUUACACUACACAAACAUCUUCAACGCCUCAGCGUCGAUCACGACUUCACACCAGACCUCGAACAGCAGCACGAUUGUUGAACAAGACUGUACUUCAUAAGAUUGUAUACACAUUCAGGAGUUGGGGAUGCCAAAUGGCACGUACAGAAGUCUCAGACCCAGGAGUAAAGACAGCAGAGUUCUGUCUGAAGGUGGAUUUUGUCCCUCUGAGGAAUGUUUUAGUCCCGCUGGGGGGUGACGGUACUAACGUCUUAGAAACUAACUGUAAAUAGAAGAAUACUGACUGAACACUGAUGUGUAGACAGAUAAACAGACUGACGAAGAUGAUGAUGAAGAUGAUAUGUGGACUACUUUUCGUCUAAUUUUGCACAGAAUGUAAAAAAACAAAUCACCACUUUUCCUCUCGAUGGUGGACGUCGUGUUCGUCCUGAUUGUGAAAUGAUGUAUCAUAUCAGUAGACAGGUGACACUGCUGAGGAACGGUCGUACUGCACGUUUUAAAUGUGUGUGUUAAAGCGGUGGAUCGGCACCAUGUACACGGUGAUACUGCUGCAUUAUGACCAUCGUCAGGUAACGUGUCACAGAAUAUUCCUUUAGCCAUGAUAUCACUGGCAUCUUCUUUCCACUUCUUCCUGUCACUUUGUUAAGUUUUCGUUGUUUUGAUCCGACGUGAUCGUUUCAAUAAGCUUCACUGUGUCUGUACGUUCCACCUCAUGUUUUAUAACGUUUCCUCUUCAGCUGCUUUAUUUGUGUUUUUACUUUAAGUCAAGGGUUCGACUCCGCUUCAAUACAACCAGCUCAGGACAUGGAUUUUAUCCAGUCUGUCCAACACAUCCUCACUCUGACCUCGUCACAUAUCAUGAACUUUCCACGUCCACAUACGGCGUGCAAAGUACCCUGGGUGUGUUGGUUGUUGGGGUCAAGUUCUGCCUGUUAUAACCAGCAACCACUACCACCAGUUUCUCCUCUAUUAUUUAACAACUGUAAAUGACCACCAUAGAAAGCCCGCCUCUGAAAUCAUCUGAUUGGACUAUGGGGAAAAAGUGGAGAUGGCGUGGGGCUCUAAGCUAAAGUUUUUUCAGUUCUGAGCAGUUCAGAGCGCACUGGCAAAAAUGCCAGGUUUCUAGAGCUCAGAAACAUGAGGCACGUAGAAAUGCAAAAACAGUGAGCAAAAAGCUUCAUUCUCAUUAAAAACAAUUACAAAAAGCCGCCUCCAGCUGGUGAAGCUCUGUCUGUGUGAUCAGGGCCUGAUACAUCCAGGGUCAGUUCCAUUCUGUCAUCUGACACUGUCACUAUUUAAGGAAGGAUAAUUAAAACUGAGUCUAACAGUUAAUCUGUUAACAGCAGGCUGAUAGAGUCUACUUUGAACAACAGUGGCCCCAGAAUCCAACCCUGGGGAACUCCGCAGCAAAAUGUCCCUGAGCAAGGCGCUUAUUCUCUAACAGGGCUCUGAAUAAUGGUAUUUAUAUAUCUUGUGCACACAAGAUAACUUGUUUGCAACCAGGAAUCUCGACAGUUAAUCUUUGAGAAUAUUAUAUGUUUUUUUUAAAUAGUUACAUAUGUCGGUCUGUAUGUCAGUUUUUCCAAGACAAUUAGCAAUGCUAAAGUAGUUUUGCAGCUCAAAAUGAAGCCACUCUCCCACUGGGGAGACCUGGGGGACCAGUGAAGGGUGGGCACGGUGUUUUUGCAGCAGUUCUUUCCUGGUUAGCAGAGGUAAUUGCCAAAUAAGCAGUGCUACAAGCUAGCUCCCACCUGACCGCAGAGCAAAACUGCAUUAAAGAAAAUUAAACGUAUUCUUGGCAUUAAACAGUUUUGGCUGCCUUGUGGCUUUGAGUGUGUUGAGGCAUCAUGGGAGUUGUAGUUGGUCUUGAGCUGGUUGAGUUGAAGGAGAGUCGCUCCCAGUUUUUGUUUUCUUUGUGUUUUUCAACCAUCCCAAACAUUUCCAGAAAAAUGCCAAAAACCCCUGCAGACAUCUGACCGGUAAUGUGAUCUCCAUCUCCUCAUCCUCAAGUGCAAUUAGUGAAAAUACACACACCACAGGUACACGCAUACACACGCACACGCACACACACACAUUAUGUAGCAUUAAGACAAAAAGACACUAAAGUUCUGUUGAAACUGGUUUUAACGGCGACACACAGGGGACACUAAACCCUCCACUGAAUCCCACAAGAACACACACUUACACACACACAUACACACACCAUCAAAGUGCCACGCACACACUCCUGCUCGGUGGAAAUGUAAUCAAUGUGUUGUUCUUCUGAGCUCCAUGACCUUUGACCUUACUCCUGUCUCUUGUUUGUUCAGAACCUUUGGACUGUGAGUUUUAUUUUCUGUAUCUUUGCUGCUCUGCUUCGUUCUGAUGAUGGAUUUCUUUAUGCAAUGUUGACUUGGAUGGGUUAACCCUUCAGAUGGCAGCUCCUCCACCGUCUAUGAAGGUUCUCCACUAUAUUUCACUGUACAGUAGAGUCAUAAAGUCUUUUAACCAGAACUGUCCCUGUUUGUCCUCAGUGAGUUAUUAUAAGUCUUUUCUUCAUUUUGGCUCUUAGGUGUAAAUAAUUCUGGACCUUUAGUCAAACCAAGCAACUUCAGGUCUUUCCUGUAAUUUCAGCCGUGUUGUCUUUUAACAAAAAAAACAAACAAAAAACUUUAAUUAAAUAAAGUUAUUUAUUUGCUCUACGAUAAGUAUGUGGUUCAAUACAGAAGUUAAACAGUAUGGGUGUCAUCCUCAAAUUUGUGAUUAGCAGUCAUAUUAUCCGGCAGAAUUUGGCCCAUAGGCAGUCUGUGUCGAACGAUGGAGGACCCACAAUCGAACCCUGGGGAACUCCGCUCAGAUUUAUUAUUGUCAGCGGCAGAGUGUCCUUGAUCAUGGCACUAAUUCUCUAAAAGGGGUUCAAAAACAAAUCUCUGAAAGAUGGUAUUUUAUAUAUUGUACACACAAGAUAACUUGUUUGCAUCUUGGAAUCUCAACUGCAGAGAAUAUAAUAUAUUUCUAACAGUUACCAGUGUUAGUCUGUAAGUUCAUUUUGCUACUCUUCAGUUUAUUGCACUGUGCACCAACCCUUAUUCCCAAAAAGGGUGUUCAAAAAGAUGGUUCUGAAAGAUGGCAUUUUAUAUCUUGUGCACACAAUAAAGUUUAUCCUUAUCCUUACAAGGUAUCUUGUUAUAAACAGUUUUGUUUGUAAGCAAAAGAUGUUCAGUUGUGGUUAAAAGUUAUUCUCUUUAAGUUCUUGUGCCGUUAACAAAAAUGAGCUUGUACAAAAAUGAACUCAUAACUUUGGCACAAAGUACAAAUAAAUACAAUCUUAUUAUCUCGCACAAUAGAGGACCCAGAAUUAAACCCUGGGGAACUCCUGUCAAAUAUAUGAUUUAUUCCCUAAAAGGGUGUUUAAAAAGAUGGCUUUGAAAGAUGGAAUUUUCAGUAUCUUGUGCACACAAGAUAACUUGUUAGCAGCAGUUUUGUUUGUAAGCAGAAGACAUUCGGCUGUGGUUAAAAGUUGUUCUCUUUUGCACAGAAGUUUUUGUGCCGUUCACAAAAGUUAUUUCAGGACAUAAAGCU
Messenger RNA from Epinephelus fuscoguttatus (brown-marbled grouper), 8130 nucleotides. RefSeq names its product nucleotidyltransferase MB21D2. NCBI's taxonomy places the organism in Eukaryota, Metazoa, Chordata, Actinopteri, Perciformes, Serranidae. The transcript has 2 exons. The record is from RefSeq and is a predicted model, not a curated record. The coding region runs from base 119 to 1648 and encodes 509 amino acids.